Messenger RNA from Cuscuta campestris, 5156 nucleotides. Lineage: Eukaryota; Viridiplantae; Streptophyta; Magnoliopsida; Solanales; Convolvulaceae. The record is from the annotation of a GenBank genome assembly.
AGCCUCCAAAGGCCAAUUACCAUCAUUGCAUAUGCUAUGCCACCACUAUAAAUAUCAUCAAACAAUACGGAGUGCAAGGAAGAAAAUAGUACUCCCUCCGUCCUAAAAUUAAUUUCCUAGUUUGACUUUUGCAGUCAAACUUUUUAAACUUUGACCGUAUAUUACGGAAAAAAUAUAUUGAAUUUUCAUAUAAAUUUAUUGUCAAUAGAUUCAUUUUGAAACAUAGUUUUGAAAUAUGUUAUUUUUGUAAUAUAUAUUCAUAUAAAAAUGGAGAUAUUAAUGGUCAAAGUGUUGCAUUGGAGACCGUGAAAAGUCAAAUGGGAAGUUAAUUUUAGGACGGAGGGAGUAGAUUAUUAACUACCACGUAAAAAGACCAAAUCUUGAAGGUAAGGGUGCCAAUUACACAAAGAUUGGUUUUUAGCCAUGGUUUUACUCUCCCCAAUGGCUUAAGCUUGACCCUUUGCCUUUGUGGAAGAGGGAACAACAUCCUCACCCCUCUUAGUCUUUCGCACUGCUGGUUUUGGCAUAGCAGCAUCACCAUUACCAUCCACAAUAGAUUCAUCUCUUCAUACAUUUUUUGUACAUGGAUCUUUGAUCUGCCAUUGAAAACAACCAAGGUAAUAAAGUAUAAAUAAAACACAAAAUGUAAAUUUUUUAUGUUUAGAAAUCUUAAAAAUGUUAAGGCUAAGGAAUGAGGGGCUAUUUGGUGUGUUUAUAUAUGGAAAUUUCAUAUAAGGAGUCAAAAUUUGAAGAGCCAAAUUUGAAGAGCCAAAAUUGAAAAUGAAGGGCUGCGCUUCAAUAGCCAAAUUUGGAUUUCCAAUUUAUAAAGAGUAUGCAGAGUAUCCCUAACACCAAGCCAAGCACAUAUAUCCAAAGUAUCAGAGGUAAUCAAAUUGAAAGAUAUGAAAUUGAAGAAAAAACAGAAUGCAAUAACAACCUCAUGAUGCACAAAAAACAUAAUGGGCAGUAACAACCUCUGAAACAAGAGCUUGCACUAGAGGGGGUCUUGUUCUUCGAGUUGACAUCUUGGACUUCUUUUCUAAAGAUGCUUCCUCAAUCUGUUGGGUGCAGGGCUAAAAAAAGAGGGACAAAACAAGCAGUAAUAUAUAUUGGAAAAGUUGACAGCAAAAAAAUUAUAAAGAAUAAGUACAGCAAAAAUUUUAUCAGCAGAAAUGAUAAAAUAUUAUUCAAAUUGAAGAACAUCACACCUUUGAUUCAAAAUCUACGAAACAAAUACUUAUGGAUUGAUUCCAAACAAAUCUAAGAAACAUAUAAUAAGAACAACACACCUCGAUUCCGAACCAACGCCGAGUCAGAUGCCCAAAUAUUUUGUCGAUACAAAUACUUAUGGAUUAGCAAUUUGAUACAGAACAAACAGUUUAACAAAUUAAAAUUAAAAUUUGUGUAGAACCUGGAAAAAAUAUAUGUGUACGGUGAGCGGGGGGAAUGGAAAUUCAGCAAGGCUAGAGUCAUCUAAAAAAUAUGGUGUGGCUAAAAUUAAUUGAAUGAGAUAGGGUUGAAAAGAGGGGGAUGCCAAAUGCUUUUUGGGAAAUUCCAGCGCCCAAAUUUUGGGAAAGAGGGAUCCGAAUAUUUUUGGGGGAUUCAAAAAUUUUGGCUUACUUUACACACUUUUUAAAUUUGUACUCCUUUCAAUUUAUAUUAUCUGUUUCGAUUUACAAUAUUUGAUAAAUUUUAUUUUUAAAUCAUUUUACAUGAAAAAUGAUUAAAAAUAUGUUUUCUUGAUACUUUACUUUAAAUGAAAAUAUAAGUGUUAAGAAUACUUCAAAUACAUAGAUAUGUUAAUCAUAAGUGUUAAAAUAACUCAAAGAAGUAUUUUAGAUAUCCAAAAAUAUCAAAAAUAGGAUUAGCAGACCGAACGAUUGACGUAAACGGUCAACCGUCGCAUUAAAAAUCGAAACGGAGCAAGACUGUCAGACAAACGGUCGACCGCCGGUGGCCAACGGUCGACCGUCGCCUGCCCAGCCAAGAACCAGCGUCGCCACUUAGUCAACAACGGUCGACCGCCGGUCAACCGCGGUCGACCGUCACGGUAAUCCGGCAUCUCGACGUAAAGAAGAUCAAGGUCGACCGUCCCGCCAAACGGUCGACCGUUCCGAGCCCCGUAGCUUAAUUAAAUGAUAUUUUUAUCAGAUUUCACCCAAAUAAAAUAAAGUAUAUUUAUCCAUUCAUAUUGUUUACAAAUUGUUCAUAUAAUAUGAUUCAUUUCAUCAUCCAUAUGGAAGCAUAUCACAUCAUGUGCAUGCUUCUUCCAGUAGAUGGCUGGAGCGCACGUACCACCACCACCUCCUCCUCCUGCACCCAUUGUCUCGAUUGAAAAACUCAAGAGGAAUGGGGCGCAGGAAUUCUAUGGCGACCAGAUAGCGGACCCUCAAAUAGCCAAGCGUUGGCAAGAACGCACGGUGAGGGUACUCGAGAAUUUGAAGGUACCUGUCGAGGAUUGGGGACUGCACGCCAUAUCCCUAUUGCAAGAUGCCGCCUAUGAUUGGUGGAAAAGAGUGGGCGCCAACAUUCCCGUGCCAGUACCAUGGACUACCUUCGAGCCACUCUUCAGAGCAGAGUAUGUGCCCGAUCACUAUGUAGAGGCCAAAUAUGAGGAAUUCUCCAAUUUCACUCAAGGGAAGCUGACUCUUCCCGAAUACCGUCAGCAGUUUGACGGAUUGGCCGAGUUUGGUAAAGACUUGGUCAACACCAUGGAGAAGCGCUGCAAGAAGUUCAUCAAGGGUAUGAGACCAGACCUGUCGUCAACACUCAUAAUUGCUCCCCGAGCCGACAUCAACGAUGUCUAUAAGAAAGAUCUUGAGCUGAACGAGGAACUCAUUAGGAAAGCUGCGUAUGAACAGGCACUACUCGCAGAAAGUCGGGCCGUCCAUUCAGGCCCGAAAAUGGGGCAUGGGAGCAAGAGGACUUUCUCCGCACCGAGCAACUCUCGCCAUGAUAAGCGAGCGAAAUCUACUCCCUCUACAUCUGUGGCCGUCACUAGUAAGAGCGGGAAGGAGAAGAUGACAUACCGUAAUCCAGUAUGUCCACACUGUAACCGCAGACAUGCUGGUGAGUGUUGGUUCACACAGGGUCUUUGCCUCGGGUGUGGUCAGGCAGGUCACUUCCGGAACGAUUGCCCGACGAACCCAAGCAAGGCUUUCUCCACGGCACCAGGCACGCUGACUGCUCCUCCUGUCCGAAGGGCCGAGCCUACCCAGAGUCAUCGUUUUAUGGCCACGUCCAACCAACCAAAGAAGCCAGCAACUAGUCAACAGCAGGGACGAGCACCAGCUCGUACAUAUGCCAUGCAAGGGCGUACAGACCCGCAGGCUGAUGAUGUCAUCAUGGGUAUGUUCACUUUAUUUGAUAUCACUGCAUCUGCAUUAAUUGACCCUGGAUCUACCUUAUCAUACAUAUGUGUACCUAUGCUUUUUACAUCUGACGUCACUAAGGAAACUCUUGAGCAUCCGAUAGUUGUGUCGAACCCACUGGGACACAGUCUACGUCUCCAACAUGUCUAUAAUCAAUGUCCGUUGAUGGCUCAAGGAAAGAUAUUCUUGGCCGAUCUCAUUGAACUCCCUCACAAGGAGUUUGACGUUAUACUUGGCAUGGACUGGCUGUCGAAACACCAGGCUAUUGUUGAGUGCAAGGAACGAGUGGUGAAACUUUGUACAGACGACGGUAACGAAGUAAUCAUUCGGGGAGAACUUCUCCCAAAGGCCCCAGAAUUCAUCUCUUUUAUGCAAGCAAAACGGCUCAUUCGCAGGAAAUGCGAAGCAUUCUUGUGCACUGUUAAGGAUAUCAUUUCAGCACAGCGUCAGGAUACUUUUUGUCUUGAGACGCGUGAGCUUGUUUCCAAAGGAGAGAAACAAGACUUCUCUGUUCGAGAUAAUGGACCCCACUACCACAUCCCUCCAAUUUACUUUUCCUAUAUUAUCACCCUACCACCACCAUCAUCAUCCUCACACCUUAUCACCAUCAUCCGUCCAUCAUUCAUCCCCUCCCCAUCCUCUCUCUGUCGGCAGCAGCUCAGGAGGAAGAAAACCCAAAAAUACUCCAUUGUUGAGCCAAGGAAGAAGAAGGAGAAACAAGAAGAAGUGUCAAGGUUCCCAAAUCUUAAGCUCAAAAACGCAGCAUCAACUUCUUCGUAAAUUCUGAACUCCCGGAGAUUAUUUCGAAGAAGAUUGGGCGUCGGAAGCUCGAAGUUGAUAGGGGUGACCGUACGUUGAACGUUCGUUGAGGCGUAUUAUUUUCUUUCCAUCAUUCCGACCUCUACUAUAUCAAGGCGAGUACAUUUCACCCUAGUAACGCAAUCCUUGGUUGAAUAUCAAUCUAGAUAUAUCGUUAGGAUUUAUUGCCAUAUUAUAAGUCAUUUAUGCUUUAUGAUCAAACUCAUUGAACUCAUAAAGUAAAAAUAUGUUUUCUUGAUACUUUACUUUAAAUGAAAAUAUAAGUGUUAAGAAUACUUCAAAUACAUAGAUAUGUUAAUCAUAAGUGUUAAAAUAACUCAAAGAAGUAUUUUAGAUAUCCAAAAAUAUCAAAAAUAGGAUUAGCAGACCGAACGAUUGACGUAAACGGUCAACCGUCGCAUUAAAAAUCGAAACGGAGCAAGACUGUCAGACAAACGGUCGACCGCCGGUGGCCAACGGUCGACCGUCGCCUGCCCAGCCAAGAACCAGCGUCGCCACUUAGUCAACAACGGUCGACCGCCGGUCAACCGCGGUCGACCGUCACGGUAAUCCGGCAUCUCGACGUAAAGAAGAUCAAGGUCGACCGUCCCGCCAAACGGUCGACCGUUCCGAGCCCCGUAGCUUAAUUAAAUGAUAUUUUUAUCAGAUUUCACCCAAAUAAAAUAAAGUAUAUUUAUCCAUUCAUAUUGUUUACAAAUUGUUCAUAUAAUAUGAUUCAUUUCAUCAUCCAUAUUGAAGCAUAUCACAUCAUGUGCAUGCGUAAGAGAUCAUGCGUAAUUGCGUCUCUUAUAGUGUGAUGUGCGGGACUUACUAGUCCGGCAUCACCCGUUUCGGGCUUAGUGUACGUACAUGGUAUUCGGGCUUCGAGUACCACCCCUACUUUCUAGUCUCCCUUGAGAGACUAAGGCCGCGUGAGUUCGUCGUACCAAAUGGGCGAAUCUCAUAGCGCAAGGGUGUCCUUGCUCG